GUGACUAUUAUGACAAAAACAGUCCCAGCGACGGACACUGUAACUUAUACCUGAGCUCCUCAACUCAUGUCGGAUUUUAUGUAACAACAGUGUUUAGUUAGAGACAGGCAACGGAAGAGGACGUGUUUGCAUCUUUAUCUGUGAAGAUGUUAUCUGCACUGACGACGGCUUUUACUCAGACAGUAAUGUUAUGAAUCUGCGAUAAGUUAGCUCCCUGGCUACCGUGUCCCAGAAGAAACCGGCAAUAACUCAUAACGAUUUCUUAUGGAUAGACAUACCUUAAUGUGUAAUUUUAGAGAGCUGCCCAACACAGGUUUGUCUUUGAAGAAGUUCACUCGUCCUACCGGCUGUUAUGGACACCGUGAAAUCACGCAGCAUUGAUGAGGAUGAAGAGCUGCUCUCCACAGAUCCAGAGAGUAAGGAGAAAGGCAAAGAUAAAAAGACACUGUGCAAAGUAAAAUGGUCAAGAGACGAGGAUGAAAAGCUGAAAAAGCUUGUUGAGCAGCAUGGAACUGAAUCCUGGAAAUCAAUUGCUAGUUUUUUCCAAGGGAGGACAGAUGGUCAGUGUCAGCACCGCUGGCAGAAGGUGCUCAAUCCAGAGUUGGUGAAAGGACCCUGGACAAAAGAGGAGGAUCAAAAGGUGAUCGACCUGGUACGCAAGUACGGCCCCAAGCGCUGGUCAGUAAUUGCAAAGCACCUUCAGGGAAGGAUUGGAAAGCAGUGCCGUGAAAGGUGGCACAACCACCUGAAUCCAGAGGUGAAGAAGUCGUCAUGGACCCAGGAGGAAGACCGAAUCAUCUACGAAGCCCACAAACGCCUCGGAAACCGCUGGGCAGAGAUCUCCAAGCUUCUCCCUGGACGGACAGACAACUCCAUCAAGAACCACUGGAAUUCAACCAUGAGGAGAAAGGUGGAGCACGAGGGUUACUUGCAAGAUGGCUGCAAGACUUUCAGCUCUUCUAACAGCGUGAAGAGACGUCAAAACAGGCCAUGUCUUCCAGCUCCAGCAGACCAUGACGGCAGUCCUCUCCAUGAGACAGGAUCUAACCAGAUGGCUGGUUAUGCGUUUGGUCCUCAAAGCGGACACAUGAUUGACAGUCUUCCUGAAAGUUCCAGCUUCCUAUCACUACCCUGCCUUGAUGAUCCUGACAGAGAGCAAAGAAUUAAGGAGCUUGAGCUGCUGCUUAUGUCAGCAGAGAGUGAAGUCCAACGACAAGUGCAGUGCAGAGGUUCACGUAGCGUGGAGCCGUACCCAGCUUGGUCAGACAGUUUGUCGGAUGACACUUUGACAACAAAUAGCAGCAGCGUGGAGGAGCAGGUGGAGAGAGGACCAUGGAGAGGUCCUGAGAUCCCAGUAGGGCCUCAAGCACAACUUCCUGUGUCCCCAAGCAAGUUCCUGGCUGUAGAAACCAGUGCCGUGUUCUCCAGCCUGCAGACCAUACCAGAGUUUGCAGAAACCAUGGAUCUCAUUGAUUCAAUGUCUUUUGCCCUGCAGGACCCUUCUGCAUGGAGCGAAGUGGCCAGUUUUGAUAUAUCAGAGGUAGCCACCCCUCCCAGGCACAGCCAGGCCGGCUACACCACAAACCUGCAAGAGAGCACCAUUUACAAUCCGUUGGGCUACGCGGUCAACUCGGGCCAUGACAGGAACUGUGCGCCAUUUGGACUGGGAGGAGUCUCCUCCCUGACACCCAUCCCCUCAUCCAAAUCCAUCCAGGCUUCCACUGGGAGGAGAAAGAGAAGAGAAAGAGGGGAGCCUUUGUGUGAUAGGACUUGUUCUUCUUUCCUGGAAAACAUCACAAACUCACCCAAGAAGUCACCUAUGAAGUCCCUCCCCUUUACUCCUUCACGUUUCUGCAACAUAUCCGGGGCAGAGCAUCUGAAUCUGGACGAUCCCACCCUCACCUCUACUCCUCUGUGUGGUCAGAGGUGCCUCCUCAACACGCCCCUCCACAAAGACAACACGCCUAAGCACCAGAAGGAGAAUGAUGGUUCCAGGACCCCGAAGUUUCACAAGAAUGUCACAACGCCAAGGACGCCAACUCCCUUCAAAAAUGCGUUAGCUGCCCAGGAGAAGAUGCACGGGCCACUUAAGAUGGAGCCACAGCCUUUGGCGUUUCUAGAAGAGGACAUUCGAGAAGUCCUAAAGCGGGAGACUGGAACAGACAUCUUCAACAAAAUAGAUCUCCACUCAGAGCUUAGAGCAUGGAAACAUAAUAUGGAUGGGCCAGCUCGAAAAGUGCGCAAGUCUCUUGUGCUAGACCCUUGGGACAAAGAAAGCCUCGAUGUCCAACUCUUCCAAGAGCAGCUCAAUAAUGCACAGGUGUCGGAGGAAAGUCUACUCACAAGCCCUUCAAUGGUCACCCCGAUCACGGAGCAAGAAGAAGGCAGUUGCACUUUGACUUCUGAGGAAGAGGAGUUCUCUUUAGGGGUGCACAUUCAUCCUAACGACUUUACAAGCCGCCGGAUGAAGAAGCUCUCAUCCUCUCAUAAAGCAGCAAAGCUCGACACGCCCCAGGUGAGUGAGUGGGAAGCAGUGGUUUAUGGGAAGACUGAAGACCAGCUGAUCAUGACGGAGCAGGCUCGGCAGUACCUGAAUCCCUACCCUUCCUCCGGCUCCACCUCAAGGGCGCUCGUGCUUUAAGGUCGUCCCGCCAGCUGCACAAGCAGCUCUACAAAUGUCCAACAGCAAAAAGCUCCAGUAAGAGACAAUCAGGUGAAUUUAUUUCAAUAUGAAACCCACUGCUGAAGACGUGCACUUAGAGGCAUGGCUCCUGGUGUUAUUUUUCAACACUUUUCUAGAGUUUUUUUUUCAUUUUGAACACUCACAGCUCAGCUGCAUUACAUUUGUGCACCGAACGCGACCGCUGAGCUAACCUGCGGGAGCCGUAUUAGUAGUGUGUAUAAAGCAGUGGUGGCUUCUGAGUGUUAUAUUGUUAAUAUAUUGUUCAAAUGACAGAGUUGUUUAAGAUGUAGCACUACUCAUUAUGUAUAUCCUUCAGCUUGUUUUGGUGAACAUUGCUGUUACCCGAUAAAAUCACACAUGUUGCAUUUACGUCUUUUUACUGACACCCAUGUACUUUUACUAUCACUCCAUGAGACAAAACAGAAUAUAACAUUAGUUUAUAUUACAGGACCACAAUGCAGCUGUGUAUGUUUUUUUGAUUUUUUUUUUUUUUGAUGUGACAGCAGUGUUGUUUUACUGAGAAUGUUUAUCCGAGGUGUAAUGAAGUUUUGUGGAUGGAAAUAAGACGCCGUCAGUAUUGCACUACUGACUUGACUCCGCUGCUGGGAGUGGAGCAGUGUUUUUGUUUUUUAAGGGCAAACUGGAUAGCACUAGCGAUGGUGUUACAACACAGCGUUUCCGUUCCGAGUCCAUGGAGACAUCCGUUGAAUGUAUUUCAUUGCAAUGUACAUGUGAUAGAACCUCAAAAGUGGAAGGGUAUCUUAAUAGUUGUUUUAAUUUGAUUUAUUUAUUUUUUUUGACUGCUCUAAAGCUUAGAUAUUAAUAUAAAUCGGACACAGUGAGUCUUUUUUUUUUUUUUUUUUUUUUAAACUUUUUUUAAGUUUAACUUUUCUGACAAGACUGCCUAAAAACUCUCUUUGCUCUAAAGCAAUCGCUAAAGAGAGAAAAAAAAAUUACUGGUCAGAUGUUUUGGACGGUUGAUACUGACAAGUUUUCCUAUCACAACACAGAGCGUUUGGUUGUAUCUGAAGGCUGUAGGUUUUAUUUAUUUAAUGUCUACUAAUUUAUUUAUUUCUUUAAGAAGGAAACCAUUUAAUAGAAAUUAUUAAAGAAUUUUAUUGUCUUUUCUCCAUUAAAACCAGGACUUUUCAUCAGAUGUUCUUCAUUUGUCCAAGUUAGAACAACAUGCACUGCCACUAAUUUGCCAUUAAAUUUCUGAUAUCCUGAUCAUGCAACAUCUAGGAAAAGUUCAUUUAGUAGUUGUUUGUGUGAUUGUAACAUGUAGAUACGAUUUUUAUUCGUAGGAUAUAAGUGUGUUCUUCAGCGUAAGGUAGCAGAACGUCAUCUCCGACCUCUAAUCAUAGACCUAUUGCACUUUUGACCCAUUGUUUAAAUUAAAAUAUUUUUUUUUUUCAUUUUUCAUGAUGUAUGUGUGUGUGCGUGUGUUUGUGAGUGCUUGUUGUGUUUCAGAUGAGCAAUUUGAAUUCUGACAUGAAGAUCAUGCUGCUUGAGUUUCUUUUUUUUUUUAAGUUCAUUUAUCCUGUUUGGCUGCAGAACCGCGUCUUUAAAAUACACUAUGUAAAAACCUCGCAAUAAGCUUUUUAGACUGACGGCUCUGUAAAAACACAUCGUUAUUUGCAGCGGCCGGUGUCUCCUAUAGUAUCCUGCUGAAACUCCCUUAAAACAAGACCCCAAAUCCUCACCUGCUCAUCUUGUAUCCGGCACUCAGUCGGAGUCAAACACUUCCAGUACAAUGUAAAUACGGAUGAAUUUGAGUGUGACGGAAGAUUAAAUAUUUUGCACUGUCUUCCAUGUUGAUAGCCUGAUUCAUGACACUUUGACCAACCUUAAACAAACUUUCUCUAAUCUGCACUACAGCUCUAAGUAGUUGUCUGGUAUUAUCUGCUUUAGUAGAUCCAGUAUUAGUCACAAUCUGGAUCAUCCUGCAUUAAGCCUUUGAGUGGGAAUAAGAAGGGAAUCUUGUCAGAGGGAUCAAAUGGAAAGAUCAGGAGUAUACGGUACAGACAGUCGACUAAUAUCCGUACGAGUCGUGUAUGUUUGAAUCCAAUGGCUAGAAAUGUUUCUAAUCUGUAUAUAUUUGAGACCUUUGUUCUGUUUGUUGGUUUGACUUGUGUUUUUACAUUCCAUGUGUUAAGUCCAGUUUGUUUGUGUGUAAACACUUGGCCAUGUAACAUCAUAGGUUUGGGGCUAAUUAAGUACAUAUACAGGAUAGUAGCAGCUGUCAUAUACUACUGUAGUUAUGCAUGAGCAAUACACAAGAUACUCUCAUUUACAAACAUUACCACAUAUGUAGCACUUGUGCUGUUUUAUAUAGCAUUUUCUGUUGAAGUCAUAACCCAGGUACCAUAGAAAUCCUGCCAGCUGUCUUUGUAACCGUGUACUUAAUUUUGAAAAAUAAA
Cololabis saira (Pacific saury) is the source of this 5103-nucleotide messenger RNA. RefSeq names its product v-myb avian myeloblastosis viral oncogene homolog-like 1 (gene mybl1). Lineage: Eukaryota; Metazoa; Chordata; Actinopteri; Beloniformes; Belonidae. Gene Ontology annotation, molecular function: DNA-binding transcription factor activity, RNA polymerase II-specific; RNA polymerase II cis-regulatory region sequence-specific DNA binding. The coding region runs from base 353 to 2641 and encodes 762 amino acids. The transcript is spliced from 16 exons. The record is from RefSeq and is a predicted model, not a curated record. Gene Ontology annotation, cellular component: nucleus. Gene Ontology annotation, biological process: regulation of DNA-templated transcription.